AUGGAGGCUAGACCGGAGCGCAAGCAGUUGGAUUCGCGCAUCAAGGCCCUCAUUAGCAAUGGCAUGCAAGAGACGAAGAGAAGUUUCUUCGUCGUGGUGGGCGAUCGCUCCAAGGACACGAUUGUCUAUUUGCACCAUAUCAUGACGAAUGCCAAUAUGAAGCACAACAAGUCUGUGCUGUGGGCUUACAAGAACAAGCUUCUUGGGUUCACUAGUCACCGGAAGAAGCGCGAGCAGAAAAUAAAAAAGGAAAUCAAGCGAGGCAUCAGAGAAGUCAACGACAGCGACCCAUUCGAACUCUUCGUUUCGCUCCACAACAUCAGAUACACCUACUAUAAGGAGACGGACAAGAUCCUCGGGCAAACUUUUGGCAUGUGUAUCCUGCAGGACUUUGAGGCUUUGACGCCAAAUAUCCUGGCCAAGACGAUUGAGACGGUCGAGGGAGGCGGUCUGGUGAUCAUGCUGCUCAAGGGGAUGAACAGUCUGCGACAGCUGUACAACUUGUCCAUGGAUGUCCACUCCAGAUACCGCACAGAGGCCCACGAUGACGUCGUUGCUCGCUUCAACGAGCGUUUUCUGCUCUCGCUCGGGCGUUGCGACGCUUGUUUGGUGAUAGACGAUGAAAUGAACGUUUUGCCCAUUUCCGGCGGCAAGGAUGUUACCGCCCUGCCUCCUCCUGACUUGGACGCCGCCAAGACUGAGCAGCAGGUUGAGCUGGAAAAGAUCAAGGACGAGAAUGAGGAGAAGCAGCCCGUGGGAAGCCUGAUAAAGCUUGCCAGGACCGUCGACCAGGCCAAUGCGUUGCUGACCUUUACAGAGGCCAUUGCCGAGACGACGCUGCGGAGCACCGUCACCCUGACUGCGGCGAGAGGUCGUGGAAAGUCGGCGGCAAUGGGUGUUGCUGUGGCCGCUGCUGUUGCCCACGGCUACAGCAACAUUUUCAUCACGUCGCCUUCGCCGGAGAACUUGAAGACCUUGUUCGAGUUUGUCUUCAAGGGCUUCGACGCUUUGGGCUACGCAGACCAUGCAGACUACUCGAUCAUCCAGUCCACAAACCCUGAUUUCAACAAGGCCAUUGUUCGAGUCAAUAUCCACAGGCAGCACAGACAGACUAUUCAGUACAUUCGGCCCCAGGAUGCUCACGUUCUCGGACAGGCUGAGUUGGUGGUUAUUGACGAGGCGGCUGCCAUCCCCUUGCCUCUGGUGAAGAAACUGAUGGGACCUUAUCUGGUCUUUAUGGCAUCUACCAUCAAUGGCUACGAAGGCACCGGUCGGUCUUUGUCACUGAAGCUAAUCAAGCAACUUAGAGAGCAGUCUCGGCCUGCAGCUGCGACCAACGGGGACACUGAGCUUGCCGACCGGUCCACUGGCAGGUCUUCCAAGACUGAAGACUUCCAGGCUGCCAGAAAGCUUCGUGAGAUUACCCUUGCUGAGCCCAUCAGAUAUGCCAAGGGCGAUUCUGUGGAAAAAUGGUUGAAUAAGUUGCUCUGCCUAGACGCCACGCUGCCCAAGUCGAAAUCCAACUUCCAAGGCUACCCUGAUCCCGAUCAGUGCGAACUUCUGGUCGUCAACAGAGACACUCUCUUCUCCUUUCACCCUGUCUCUGAGGCGUUUCUGCAACAAAUGGUUGCCCUCUACGUUGCCAGCCACUACAAGAACUCGCCCGAUGACUUGCAACUGAUGAGCGACGCUCCAGCACACGAGCUUUUUGUCUUGGUUCCUCCGAAUGUUGAGUCUACGGGAAAGUUACCCGAGCCGUUGUGUGCGAUUCAGGUAGCAUUAGAAGGCAAGAUUAGCAGACAGAGUGUGCUGAACAGCCUGAGCCGAGGCCAACGGCCUCAUGGUGAUUUGAUUCCCUGGCUUGUCAGCCAACAGUUCCAGGAUGAGGACUUUGCUUCUCUUUCUGGAGCUCGCGUCGUCCGCAUUGCGACGAACCCCGAGUGCCUCUCCAAGGGCUACGGCACGAAGGCCCUGGAGCUCCUUGUGGACUACUACGAGGGACGUUUUGCCAGCAUCUCGGAGGAGGAUGACCAAAUCCCGAAGGAGAAGGUUCACAGAGCUAGCGACGCAGAAUUGGCCAAGAGCUCUCUGCAAUCCGAAGUUAUUGCUGUCCGGGAUCAGUCUCAAAUGCCCCCCCUGUUCGCCAAGCUGCGUGAGAAGCGGCCUGAAGCCCUGGACUACAUCGGUGUCAGCUAUGGCUUGACAACGUCGCUCCACAGAUUCUGGAAGCGGUCUCUGUUUUCCCCCGUCUAUCUGCGACAGACUGCCAACGACCUGACCGGCGAGCACACCUGCGUGAUGCUGCGACCUCUUGAGAACAGCGCUGACCGAAGCUGGGUCGGAGCCUUCUCGAGGGAUUUUCACAAGAGAUUCCUAUCGCUGCUCUCAUACCACUUCCGCACCUUUGAGAUCAAGGUUGCGCUCAGCUUGAACGAGUCGGCCAACAUGGGAGCCAAGCUGGACUCUGUCGAGGCCGAGCCCCUUGACAAGGCUGAGCUGGAUAGACACUUUUCGCCUUUCGACCUGAAGCGUCUCGAGUCGUACGCAAACAACAUGCUUGACUACCACGUGAUCCUGGACAUGAUGCCGACGAUUGCCACACUGUACUUUACCGGGAGGCUGAGAGGGAGUUUGAGUCUGUCGGGCGUGCAGCAGUGCAUUUUGCUAGGCAUCGGUCUGCAGCGCAAGGACACCGACACACUGGCGCAGGAGCUGAACAUGGCCUCUUCACAGCUCUUGGCCAUGUUUAUCAAGAUCCUGCGCAAGGUGACGUCCCACUUCGGCACCUUGGUCUCGGACUCGGUCGAGGCCGAGCUGCCCAAGGCCUCCGGCCUGGGAGUGAGCAGAGAAAAUGCCAGCGCGGCCCACGACGAUGAGGUUGUUGACGACGGCUUCGUGCCUCUGGCGACGUCGCUCGAUGACGAGCUGGAAGAAGGCGGCGACGAGGCGCUCCGGGCUUUGAGGGAAAAGCAGAGACAGCUCAUCGACUCUUUGCCUCUCGACCAGUACGCAAUCGAGGGUGAUGCUCCCGCAUGGGCAGAGGCGGAAAAGCAAGUGCGCAACGCGACCAAGGACGGCAAGGCCAAUCCCGUGGUGAGUGUCAAGUCGAAGCAGAAGCGCAAGGCAGGCCAGGCGGCGGCCGAGGUGUACGAGGAGGCCAUGGAAGAAAAGGCGAGCAAAAAGGCAAGGAAGGGCAAGCGGUCCCACGGGAACAACAAGGGGGGGCUGGGAGGUUGA
Metarhizium album ARSEF 1941 is the source of this 3237-nucleotide messenger RNA. RefSeq lists its product as uncharacterized. Bases 1 to 3237 code for a protein of 1078 amino acids. Gene Ontology annotation, molecular function: 18S rRNA cytidine N-acetyltransferase activity; tRNA binding; ATP binding. Lineage: Eukaryota; Fungi; Ascomycota; Sordariomycetes; Hypocreales; Clavicipitaceae. The record is from RefSeq and is a predicted model, not a curated record. Gene Ontology annotation, biological process: rRNA acetylation involved in maturation of SSU-rRNA. The transcript is spliced from 4 exons. Gene Ontology annotation, cellular component: nucleolus; 90S preribosome.